GGCCGCGGGUGCAGCUGGAUGUGUACGAGAAGGACAGCGUGGGUGGGCGGCUGGCCACCAUCACGGUCAACAAGCAGCAGUACGAGUCCGGCGGCGCCUCCGUUCACUCCCUCAACCUCCACAUGCAGGACUUCGUCAAGCUGCUGGGCCUCAAGCACCGGAGGGAGGUGGCAGGGAAGAGUGCCAUUUUCGGCGGGGAGCAUUUUGUCCUGGAGGAGACGGACUGGUACUUGCUGAACCUCUUCCGGCUCUGGUGGCAUUACGGGAUCAGCUUCCUGCGCCUGCAGAUGUGGGUGGAGGAGGUGAUGGAGAAGUUUAUGAGGAUCUACAAGUACCAGGCACAUGGCUAUGCCUUCUCCAGCCUGGAGGAGCUCCUGCAUUCGCUGGGCGGCGAGGCCUUCAUCAACAUGACACAGCGCUCGGUGGCAGAGUCGCUGCUGGAAGCGGGGGUCACGCAGCGCUUCAUUGAUGACGUCAUCGCUGCUGUCCUACGCUCCAGCUACGGGCAGUCCAUGCUGCUCGUGCCCGCCUUUGCAGGGGCCAUGUCGCUGGCAGGUGCCCAGGGCAACACAUGGGCUGUGGAAGGAGGCAACAAGCUGGUGUGUUCAGGUUUGCUGAAGCUAACAAAAGCCAACGUGGUCCAUGCCAGGGUGACAAAUGUCUCUCUACACAGCGCAGAAGGGAAGCCCCUCUACCAGGUGCGCUACAAGGAUGAGGAGGGCCAGGGCUCAGGCUUCUAUGACAUGGUGGUCAUUGCUGCACCGCUGCACCAUGGCAAGAGCAACCUCACCUUUGAGAACUUCGAUCCGCCCAUCCCUGAGCUCUCGGGCUCUUUCCAGCCCACCGUUACUUCUGUCGUCCACGGCUACCUGAACUCCUCCUAUUUUGGCUUCCCGGACCCCAAGCUCUUCCCAUUCGCCAGCAUCCUCACAACCGACACUCCCAACCUCUUCUUCAAUGCCAUGGACAACAUCUGCCCUGUCAAUAUCUCAAGUAGCUUCCGGCGGAAGCAGCCCCAGGAGCCUGCUGUCUGGCGCGUCCUCUCCCAGCGGCCCCUGGACAAGCAGCAGCUGAAGACCCUCUUCCGCUCCUACUACUCUGUCCAGGUGACGGAGUGGCAGGCAUAUCCCUACUACGACUCCACAAAGACCCUCCCGCCCAUCGUACUCCAUGACAACCUCUUCUACCUCAGCGGUGUGGAGUGGGUGGCCAGCUCCAUGGAAAUGAUCUCCGUGGCAGCCAAAAACGUGGCGCUCCUGGCUUACAACCGCUGGUACCAGGACCUGGAGAAGAUUGACCAGAAGGACUUAAUGCACAAGGUGAAAACAGAGCUGUGACGCAGCUGGGAAGGAGUGUCCCUGUUGGUUUGGCUGUUUGGAGGGUUUUUCAGUGGGGAGACCCAAGGAUUUUAGGCUGGGAGGAGGGGGAGCAGUGGGAGAGCUGGCACUAACAAGCUCUUUGUAUAUGGUUUGCCUUCAGUAACACCAUCCCUGCCUCUUCUUGCAGUGUCAGGUGCCAAGUGCCUGCCACCAGCAUUUAUGCCCAGGUUUCCUCUGCCCCCAGCCAGCCCCACGCAGGGGAGAGAAGAGAACCUAAGCUUGCUACCAGGGAAAUGUCAACCAGAGCCGUUCCAGAGCCCAAGUCGGAGAUGGGGUCUGUGCAAUGGGAAUGAUGGCCAGUGCAGAUCCAUUGUAGGGUGGCUUGUAUGUUGGUGCCUGCAUAUGGGCUCCCAUGAGGCUUUCACAGGGGAGGGUGUCAUGGAAUCUUAAACCUAGAACACAUAGCCAUGGACUGUGGGGGUGACCCAGAGAUGGGCGCUGCUCUUUCACUACUGCAUGCCCUGCUAUGACCACAGCGCUAAUUCUGUAGGCAGCUGCCCCACUCCAGUAUGUUCUGUGCAGGCUUCCCACUGGCCUGCAGCACAGACAGGUGCCCUGGUAUAGCUGGGGUGGGUGGGUGUCCUUGUAAUGCCCAGUCCUCAGGGUUUAGCAGAUGCAUGGAGCAGGAGUGGUUCUCCAGCUGUGAAGUGUCUGUGCUGUGAUUACGCAUGGCUUGUGGCUUUCCCCAGGCAUCUCUGCAGACCCGUUGUCUUUCCUCUAUGAGUGGCAGGGGCUGGUGGGUGAGCUGCCAGCCAGCUGGGGUAGUGUGCAUCCAUUUACCUUCUUGCCUGUAGAUUCAACCUUACCCCCAUUGCCCAAGGCUAAUGUUGAUGGAGGGGAUGGAGAACAGAACAUGACUACAUGCUUAGGAAUAGCUGUAGUUGCUGCUGGCCUUUGUGGCAGGAGGAUGUAUGGAGCUCCCUGAACAAAGGGGAAGCUGCCCUGGCCUAGAGUUUCAUGGGCCCCAUGUGCUCCUGAAAUGGCACGUGCAGUAAUAAGACUGUGCUGUGUUGCUAGCAGCAUAGGCCUUGUACAAACAAAGCCAGAACAGGGCUCUGAGAGCCUGAAAAUCCCAAGGAAGGGGCUUCAGGUAGAAAUCAGACACAUCUCCGUGGUAGAAGAACAUGCACUUCCCACUCCAGGCCCUGCUGCCUGAGCUGCUCGUACCUCUUCUGUCUGCAACAUGAGCAUGUGGAGGAAGAGCUCUGCAUAAAGGUUGGCUUGGCCAAGGAGCAGGGCACCUGCAGAAUGGGACCAGCAGUGUAUUUUAUUGUCAGCAUGAAGGCAUGCCUGGAGUACAGAGGAGAGCAAGCAGACCCCUUCUCUUCUUCCUUCCCCCCAGUGCUUCAGCAGAGCCAAGGACUAGGAACCACUGUGUCACUCCACCCCUCUAAUAAAGCUGCCAAGCUGUGUUUGUGUUUA
This is a messenger RNA of Alligator sinensis (Chinese alligator), 2801 nucleotides long. It is a transcript of the gene PCYOX1L, whose product is annotated as prenylcysteine oxidase 1 like. NCBI's taxonomy places the organism in Eukaryota, Metazoa, Chordata, Crocodylia, Alligatoridae. Gene Ontology annotation, molecular function: prenylcysteine oxidase activity. The record is from RefSeq and is a predicted model, not a curated record. The transcript is spliced from 6 exons. Bases 123 to 1337 code for a protein of 404 amino acids. Gene Ontology annotation, biological process: prenylcysteine catabolic process; prenylated protein catabolic process.